Molecule: messenger RNA, 1445 nt
Organism: Olea europaea var. sylvestris
Lineage: Eukaryota; Viridiplantae; Streptophyta; Magnoliopsida; Lamiales; Oleaceae
Product: glycine dehydrogenase (decarboxylating), mitochondrial-like
Exons: 2
Coding region: 204-1445 (413 amino acids)
Biological process (GO): glycine decarboxylation via glycine cleavage system
Cellular component (GO): chloroplast envelope; glycine cleavage complex; mitochondrion
Molecular function (GO): glycine binding; pyridoxal phosphate binding; glycine dehydrogenase (decarboxylating) activity
Source: RefSeq, a predicted model, not a curated record
CAUCUUCAACAAACCAGUUACCACCACUCACUUUUGAGAUAACGGAAAGAUAAAAACCAAAAUAUAUACAAAAGAUAGCCUACCUUAGUGCAAAGGAGCACUGGACAAAAGCUCUAUACUUUUCUCUCUGUUUGUUCAUCCCUUUUGGGGUGGCAUUUAAUUACAAAUCCACCCCAUCUCGCAUUUGCUCAUAAAUUCAAGAAAUGGAGCGUGCACGAAAAUUGGCCAACCGGGCAAUUCUGAAACGAUUGGUUUCAGAAUUAUCGGAAUCCCCUGCAUUGUACAGGUCCACCAGGUACGUUUCCUCGUUAUCCCCGAGUGCAGUACAAGGUAACAAUAAUUUUAGGACCCAUAAUGUUUCUUCGAGAAGUAUGGCACGGUAUGUUGGGACUCGAUCCAUUUCUGUCGAGGCCCUGAAACCCAAUGACACAUUUCCUCGCCGGCAUAACUCGGCCACUCCAGAGGAGCAAACCAGAAUGGCCGAGUUUGUCGGGUACAAUAGCCUUGAUGCGCUCAUUGAUGCCACAGUGCCCAAAUCUAUUCGUAUUGAUAAAAUGAAAAUGCCUAUAUUCGAUGAGGGAUUGACUGAGGCACAAAUGAUUGAGCACAUGAAGAAUUUGGCGUCUAAGAAUAAGGUAGCAAAGUCAUAUAUUGGGAUGGGUUAUUAUAAUACUCUGGUGCCUCCCGUUAUAUUGAGGAAUAUUAUGGAGAAUCCGGGGUGGUACACGCAGUAUACUCCGUACCAGGCUGAAAUUUCACAAGGACGUCUUGAAUCUCUGCUGAAUUUUCAGACAAUGGUUACAGAUCUUACUGGACUGCCCAUGUCAAAUGCUUCUUUGCUCGACGAAGGGACUGCUGCAGCAGAGGCAAUGGCCAUGUGUAACAAUAUUCAGAAGGGCAAAAAGAAAACUUUUGUUAUUGCUAGUAACUGCCACCCCCAAACUAUUGAUAUUUGUAAGACUAGAGCUGAUGGGUUUGGGCUUAAGGUUGUCGUUUCUGAUGUAAAUGAGAUUGAUUAUAAAUCAGGGGAUGUUUGUGGCGUUCUAGUGCAAUAUCCCGGAACUGAGGGUGAGAUUUUGGAUUAUGGGGAGUUUAUUAAGAAUGCACAUGCCAAUGGAGUUAAGGUUGUCAUGGCAUCUGAUUUGUUGGCUUUGAUUAUGUUAAAAACCCCGGGUGAGUUAAAAGCAGAUAUCGUGGUUGGUUCAGCUCAGAGGUUUGGUGUCCCGAUGGGUUAUGGAGGUCCUCAUGCUGCUUUCUUGGCUACAUCCCAAGAGUAUAAGAGGAUGAUGCCAGGAAGAAUUAUUGGUGUCAGCAUUGAUGCUACAGGAAAGACUGCUCUUCGUAUGGCAAUGCAGACACGGGAGCAACAUAUUCGUAGGGACAAAGCUACAAGCAACAUUUGCACAGCUCAGGUAGCUUUAAUUUUCUCUAUUGCCUUACCAUGA